Scomber japonicus (chub mackerel) is the source of this 8137-nucleotide messenger RNA. RefSeq names its product protein unc-79 homolog. Lineage: Eukaryota; Metazoa; Chordata; Actinopteri; Scombriformes; Scombridae. The transcript has 52 exons. The record is from RefSeq and is a predicted model, not a curated record. Bases 69 to 8132 code for a protein of 2687 amino acids. Gene Ontology annotation, molecular function: protein binding.
CCGGGGAGGAACAAAACCACUAAAACAAUUGACAGUCUGGGUUUUAUGUUUCCCCAAGUGUCUGCGAAAUGUCUACGAAGGCAGAGCAGUUUGCCUCUAAGAUACGAUACUUGCAAGAGUAUCACAACCGUGUGCAACACAAUAUUUACCCUGUGCCCUCCGGAACAGACAUUGCAAACACACUGAAAUACUUUUCUCAAACCCUGCUCAGCAUUCUGUCCCGCACAGGCAGGAAGGAGAACCAGGAAGCUUCCAAUUUGGCCGUGCCCAUGACCAUGUGUCUUUUUCCUGUGCCAUUCCCACUCACCCCAUCUCUAAGACCACAAGUCAGUUCCAUCAACCCUACAGUUACUCGCUCCCUCCUUUACAGCGUUCUGCGCGAAGCCCCGUCAGACCGCGGGGGGCAGGGGCAGCAGAGUCGGGACGCUCAGCUCUCAGAGUACCCCUCUCUGGACUAUCAGGGCCUCUAUGUGACCCUCGUGACCCUGCUUGACCUGGUGCCCCUGCUGCAGCACGGUCAGCAUGAUUUGGGACAGUCCAUAUUUUACACAACAACUUGCCUCCUGCCCUUUCUCAGUGAUGAUAUUCUCAGCACUUUGCCCUAUACUAUGAUCUCCACUUUAGCUACAUUUCCCCCUUUCCUCCACAAAGACAUCAUUGAGUACCUGAGCACCUCUUUCCUCCCCAUGGCUAUAUUGGGAUCCACUCGGAGGGAGGGGGGAGUCCCAGCCUAUGUCAAUCUGUCUGCCUCUUCUAUGCUCAUGAUUGCAAUGCAGUACACCUCAAAUCCAGUAUAUCACUGUCAGUUGUUGGAAUGUCUCAUGAAGCACAAACAGGAAGUGUGGAAGGACCUUCUUUAUGUCAUAUCCUAUGGACCAUCCCAAGUAAAGCCACCAGCUGUGCAGAUGUUGUUCCAUUACUGGCCCAAUCUGAAGCCACCAGGAGCCAUCAGUGAAUACAGAGGGCUGCAGUACACAGCCUGGAACCCAAUCCACUGUCAACACAUCGAGUGCCAUAAUGCCAUCAAUAAACCUGCUGUCAAGAUGUGUAUAGAUCCCACACUUUCUGUUGCCCUGGGAGACAAACCCCCGCCUCUUUAUAUAUGCGAAGAGUGCAGCCAACGGAUAGCAGGAGAUCAUGCUGAAUGGCUUGUUGAUGUACUCCUGCCCCAAGCUGAAAUAUCUGCAAUUUGUCAAAAGAAGAACUGUAGCUCUCACGUUAGGAGGGCUGUGGUCACCUGCUUCUCGGCUGGCUGCUGUGGGCGCCAUGGCAACCGGCCUGUCCGCUACUGCAAGCGUUGCCAUGUCAACCACCACAGCAGUGAGGUGGGGGCUGCGGCGGAGACCCAUCUGUACCAGACCUCGCCCCCUCCCAUCAACACCCGGGAGUGUGGAGCAGAGGAGCUAGUUUGCACUGUGGAAGCUGUCAUAAGCCUUCUCAAGGAGGCAGAAAUUCAUGCAGAACAGCGUGAGUUUGAGCUGAACAGGCGUCGUCAGAUGGGCCUGUCUGCCUCCCACCACUCUCUGGACAACAUCGAAUUUGACAACAAGGAGGAUGACCAGCACGACCAGCGUCUUCUCAGUCAGUUUGGCAUCUGGUUCCUGGUAAGCCUGUGUACCCCUAAUGAGAACACGCCCACAGAGAGUCUGGCACGGCUGGUCAGCAUGGUGUUCCAGUGGUUUCACUCCACCGCCUACAUGAUGGACGACGAGGUUGGAAGCUUGGUGGAGAAGCUGAAGCCUCAGUUUGUCACCAAAUGGCUAAAAACAGUGUGUGACGUGCGCUUUGACGUCAUGGUUAUGUGUCUGCUGCCUAAACCUGUGGAAUUUGCCAGGGUGGGAGGUUACUGGGACAAAUCAUGCAGCACAGUGACCCAGCUGAAGGAGGGCUUGAACCGGAUCCUGUGCCUGAUACCUUACAACGUCAUUAGUCAACCACUGUGGGAGUGCUUUAUGCCUGAGUGGCUAGAAGCCAUCCGCACCGAGGUGCCCGACCACCAGCUCAAAGAGUUCAGAGAAGUACUUAGCAAGAUGUUUGAUAUUGAGCUGUGCCCCCUUCCCUUCUCUAUGGAAGAAAUGUUUGGCUUCAUCAGCUGCAGAUUCUCUGGCUACCCAGCGUCUGUGCAAGAGCAGGCUCUGUUGUGGUUGCAUGUGCUGUCAGAGCUGGACAUUGUAGUGCCUCUUCAGCUGCUGAUUGGGAUGUUCUCAGAUGGCGUGAACUCUCUGAAGGAGCUGGCCAAUCAGAGGAAGGCACGUGUCUCUGAUUUAACUGGCAACACCGCGGCUCGCAGGGUGAGUGUGGUGUCAGAUCCAGGACGCCGCGGGCAGCACAACACCCUCAGUCCAUUUCCCAGCCCCUUCAGGAGCCCUUUCCGCAGCCCUUUGCGCUGCAGUCCAUUUAAAAACCUGGGUCACGCUGCCGGCCACUGCGCCCUGGACCUGGACUGUGAUGACGAUGACAUGAACCUCGGCUGCUUUAUCCUCAUGUUUGACCUCAUAUUAAAGCAGAUGGAGCUCCAGGAUGACGGUGUGAUGCUGGGUCUAGACAGUAGCCUGGGGAAGGAUAUCGUGGGCAUCAUCAACAACGUCUUCCAGGCCCCAUGGGGGGGCUCACACACCUGCCAGAAGGAUGAGAAGGCCCUGGAGUGCAGCCUGUGCCAAUCCAGCAUCCUGUGCUACCAGCUGGGCUGUGAGCUCCUGGAGAGGCUGACCCCCCGGGAAGAGAUACGCCUGGUGGAACCCACAGAUAGUUUGGAGGAAACUUUACUCUUCCCACAGACAGAUUUUUCCUUUGGGACAGAGAAUGGAAGUGAGGAAGGAGACAACCCCAGUGGCAUACACACUGACAACCCCAGCAACCACUCUCCUGAUAAUGCACCCAUGAAGAAUAACUCUGAUAAGAAGUUCUCCUACCAGCAGCUCCCAGUGUCUUUGAAGCUUAUAUACACCAUUCUGCAGGAAAUGUCCAAGUUUGAGGAGCCUGACAUCUUGUUCAACAUGCUCAACUGUCUGAAAAUCCUGUGUCUCCAUGGAGAGUGUUUAUACCUUGCCCGUAAGGAUCAUCCCCAGUUUCUGGCCUACGUCCAAGAGAAGAUGCUCAUCCCGAGUCUGUGGUCCAUGUUGAAGUCAGAGUUUUGCCAGCUGGCCUCCCUGGCUGUGCCUCAGCUACUCCACGCCCUCUCUCUGUCCCAUGGGGCGGACAUCUUCUGGAACCUCAUCAACACAAACUUCAACAGCAAGGACUGGAAAAUACGAUUCGAAGCAGUGGAGAAAGUGGCGGUGUUGUGUCGGUUCCUGGACAUCGGUGCGGUGACGAAGAACCACUUGCUAAAGUACUCCCUGGCUCACGCUUUCUGCUGCUUCCUGGCCUCCGUGGAGGACGUUAACCCAGCUGUCGCCACCCGCGCCAGACUCCUAUUGGACACCAUCAAGAGGCCGGCCCUGCAGGGCUUGUGUCUCUGCCUGGAUUUCCAGUUCGACACUGUUGUGAGAGAUAGGCCCAUCAUACUCAGCAAACUGUUGCUGCUGCACUUCCUGAAGAAAGAUGUUCCUGCACUUAGCUGGGAGUUCUUUGUCAACCGCUUUGAAACAUUAUCUCUGGAGGCUCAGCUGCACCUGGACUGCAACAAGGAGUUCCCUUUCCCUACUACCAUCACCGCUGUACGAACGAAUGUAGCCAAUCUCAGCGAUGCAGCAAUGUGGAAGAUACGACGGGCCCGAUUUGCCAGGAAUCGACAGAAGAGUGUGCGUUCCCUCCGUGACAGUGUGAAAGGAGGCCCGACAGAGUCUAAACGGGCAUUUUCACUCCCUGAGUCACUGAGCAACCGACUUCCUCUAAGGCUUACGAGGCAAGAGCACUCUGCCCCGACACUGGGAGAUAUGAUAGAGAAAACCCCGUCUCCCGAGGAUGACGCUGUCAUCAGAGACCUGCUUCCCGAGGAUGCUGGCAUAGAUCACCAGACUGUUCACCAGCUAAUCAUGGUGCUCAUGAAAUUCAUGGCCAAAGACAAGAGCAGUGCUGAGACAGACAUUGGCAGUGCUAAGGCUUUCAACACUGUGAAGCGUCACCUGUAUGUACUGCUGGGCUACGACCAACAAGAGGGUUGCUUCAUGAUCGCACCUCAGAAGAUGCGCACCUCUACCUGCUUCAAUGCAUUUAUCGCCGGCAUUUCACAAGUGAUGGACUACAAUAUUUGUUUGGGGAAGCAGCUACUCCCCCUGGUGGUCCAGGUGUUGAAAUACUGCACAUGUCCUCAGCUGAGACACUACUUCCAGCAGCCACCUCGAUGCUCUCUCUGGGCCCUGAAGCCGCACAUCAGACAGAUGUGGCUCAAAGCCCUGCUAGUUAUCCUCUAUAAGUACCCAUAUAGAGACAUGGAUGGCAGUAAAGUGGUCCUCCAUCUGAUCCACAUUACCAUCAACACCCUGAAUGCCCAGUAUCACAGCUGUCGUCCCCACGCCACAGCAGGUCCCCUCUAUAGUGACAAUUCCAACAUGAGCCGCUACAGCGAGAAAGAAAAAGAGGAAGACAGUGUAUUUGAUGAGUCAGACGUCCAUGACACACCGACUGCUGCUAACAAAGAGUCACAGACCUUCUUUGCCCGUCUGAAGAGAAUUGGUGGCAGCAAAUCUGUCAAAUACCAGCCAGUGGAGCUGAAUGCCAAGAAAAGUGAAAUUGAGCUGUCAGAGUACCGUGAAGCCAGCGCCCUUCAGGACAGCAUUCUGCACUGUGUGAGAGAGGAGAGCACCAGGAAGAAGCGGCUCCAGGCAAUGCACAAGCAGAAGUCUCUGGACAUUUCCAACACGGACUCCAUCCUCUUCAACCUGGAUGAACAUCGACGCAAGUCCUGCAUCGACCGUUGUGACACGCAGGUGCCCCCUGUGGUCCUGCCCCCAUCCUCCGCCACAUCCCAUGGCAGGCAUCGCGGCAAAGGAUCGUCUGAUGGCUCUUCAGUUCGGGUUGAGGGUUGUGAUCCUGUGGACCGGCGAGGGUCUCGAGGCGGCCAGUCUGACAUCUCCAAGCCUGUCAUCCCAGAGGUUCGCCUCAGCUGCAUGGAGACCUUUGACGACAAGCUAGACCAGGACUCUCUAGGGGGAUCAGUUCAGGGGAAGGAGGACCCAGACCUCAUUGACCUGUCCUCUGACUGCACCUCCAUUCCAGAGAAACACUCACUGCUCUCUAUGUCUGACAGCGACUCCUUGGUGUUUGAACCGUUACCUCCUCUGAGGAUUGUGGAGAGUGAUGAGGAAUUUGAUCUGAACACCAUCAUAGGUUCCAAGUUCAAUGGGAGUCCAAAGGUCUCAGCUUCCCCCGCAAGCAGUAACACUCUGCGACUGUCCCCUGUGGUCCAGGUAAGUGUGGAGGACUGUUCUAGUGACAAAAAGACUCCAGACUUCCCACAAUCAGUUUUGGAAAAAAGGCAGAACCGUGUGACUCCUUGCACAUCACUGGACCUCCCUGACCGAUCGGAAAACAUCUGUCAUGAAAGCCCCAUGACCCUGAAACAGAAGAGAGACCUGCUGAGGAAGACCCCACAUGUCCCCGACACCUCACUAGACGACACAUCUGUGACCUCUGAGGAGGUGAGGACCGGAAUGGGAGUAGGGACAAGUCCCUCGAGCAGGACUAUCUUUUUGGACAUCCCAGAAGACAAAGCGGAGCCUCCGUCCUCACCGGAAAAAAAGGAUGACGAUAUGGGUGAUGAUAGUGACCCCAAACCUGACGAUGGGGACGACAACGAUGAGGCAGAGUUUAAGAUCCAGAUUGUUCCUCGACAACGUAAGCAAAGGAAGAUAGCUGUCAGUGCCAUCCAGAGGGAAUACUUGGAUAUCUCAUUCAACACAUUCGAUAAGUUGGGUGGUGAGCAGGCUGCAGAAACUGAUCACAAAGUUCUGUCUACCUUGGAAAAGCCACGAGAAUCUGCCUCAGCCCCAACGCUUGAAGCUGCUAUGCCUGAAACAAGCCACCGCUCUUCAGUAUCAACUCAGUACCGUCAGGUGAAGCGAGGCUCUCUGGGAGCUUUGACUAUGAGCCAGUUAAUGAAGAGACAGCUCGAACAUCAAUCCAGUGCGCCACACAACAUCAGCAUCUGGGAGACGGGUCAGUCACUGCUCUUUCUUUUUUUUGAUUUUAAUAACUUUUUCUCUACAGCUCCUACAAAGACCAGUCUGCUUUCUGCACCAAGCACAGUUAGCAUGUUUGUUCCCGCACCUGAGGAGUUCAUUGACGAACAGCCUACCACAAUGUCCGACAGGUGUCGGGACUGUGCAGCUGUGCUGGAGGAAUAUGACGAGGAGACUCUCGGCCUUGCAGUAGUGGUUCUCUCUAUGUUCACCCACCUCAGCCCUGAUUUGGCCGCUCCGAUGCUUCUUGACAUCAUGCAGUCUGUGGGCAGGUUGGCAUCCAGUGCCAAUUUUUCUGGACAAGCUGAGAGUAUGUUGAUCCCGGGGAAUGUAGCAGGUGUGGCCAAGCAGUUCCUCCGCUGUAUGUUCCACCAGCUGGCCCCUAAUGGCAUCUUGCCCCAACUCUUCCAAAGUAACAUCAAAGAUGGAAGUUUUCUGAGGACUCUUGCAUCUUCGCUAAUAGAUUUCAAUGAACUGAGUUCUGUUGCUGCCCUCAACAUGCUGCUGGAGGGCCUGAACAACAAGAAGAGUCUGCCAGCAGGGGGCACUAUGCUGCACUGCCUAGACAAUAUUGCCACCUUCAUGGAGGCUCUCCCUAUGGACUCUCCUAGCAACCUGUGGACAACCAUCUGCAACCAGUUCCAGACCUUCCUUACAAAACUGCCCUCUGUGCUUCCUCUGAAGUGCCCAAUGGAUUCUAGUUUGAGGAUAAUAAUUUGUCUCCUGAAAAUCCCAACCACGAAUGCAACCCGGAGUCUCCUGGAGCCUUUCUCCAAGCUGCUGAGUUUUGUCAUCCAGUAUGGCAUGUUCAGUCUCUCCUAUCUAGUAGAACUAUGUGGACUCUGUUACAAAGCAUUCAACAAGGAGAGAGAUAAGUUCUACAUGUCCCGCAUUGUGGUGUUAGAGCUUCUGCAGGCUCUCAAGUUCAAGUCUCCUCUGCCUGACACAAACUUGUUACUGUUGGUCCAGUUCGUUUGUGCAGAUAUUGGUACACGGCUAGCAGAAUCUACCAUCAUCCAAAAGCACAUGAUCUCAACGCUGCCAGGGUGCACAACUGCAGCAAUGGAAUGCAUGAGACAGUACAUAAGUGAGCUGCUGGAUUUUAUAGCAGAUAUGCACACGCUAACCAAACUUAAAAGCCAUAUGAAGGCUUGCUGUCAGCCGCUGCAUGAGGACACUUUUGGGGGGAACCUUAAAGUGGGCUUGGCACAAGUCGCAGCCAUGGAGAUCAGCAAAGGCAAUCACCGUGAUAACAAAGCUGUGGUUCGUUAUCUUCCCUGGCUUUAUCAUCCUCCCUCCACCAUGCAACAAGGGCCCAAAGAAUUCAUCGAAUGUGUGUCCCACAUCCGUCAGCUGUCCUGGCUUCUUUUGGGCUCCCUGACGCACUGUGCGCUACACCAGGGUUCCACCUCCUGUAUGCCCAUCCCUCUAGAUGCUGGCUCCCACAUCGCUGAUCAUCUUAUUGUCAUUCUCAUUGGCUUCCCAGAACAGUCCAAGACGUCGGUGCUGCACAUGUGCUCUCUGUUCCACGCCUUCAUGUUUGCCCAGCUGUGGACCAUCUACUGCGAGCAGGCUGCUGCUGCUCCAUCAAUGCAGAACCAGAACCAGACAGAGUUCUCCUCCAGUGCCAUCCUCACCGGCCUGGAGUUCUGGAGUCGUGUUACACCCAGCAUCCUACAGCUCAUGGCCCACAAUAAAGUUAUGGUGGAGAUGGUGUGUCUUCAUGUCAUUAGUCUAAUGGAAGCCCUGCAGGAGUGCAACUCAACCAUCUUUGUCAAGCUAAUUCCCAUGUGGCUACCCAUGAUUCAGGCAAACCUUAAGCACCUGUCUGCUGGGCUACAGCUGCGUCUCCAAGCCAUCCAGAACCGGGUGAACCAUCAGUGUCUGCAGGGCCAGGCGCCCGGAGCUCCGCCAUUCGCUCUGCGCAAGUGGCUGCAGUGCACCCAGUUCAAGAUGGCUCAGGUGGAGAUCCAGUCAUCUGAGGCUGCCUCGCAGUUCUACCCUAUGUGACCUGC